UUACCCUGUAUACUAGAAAAUCGCGCCGGCCAUUGCGCGCUCGUGUUUUGGUUCUAAAAAGAUGGCGGACUCUUGUUUUCAAGAUCGGUCACAUAGAAAUACGAUAGUUUUCAGAUACCCAGCGAAAGUUGACAUGUUACGUGUAUAAUAAUACCGAGUGGAUGACAUUAUCGUUGCGACGAAUUUACUGGUGGAAUCGAAGAAGUUUCAUUGAGGUUCGUAAGCGACGUGAAAGCGGUGUCUUUAGCGUGCAUAUUAGGCGAACUCCGAAGCGAAGUGAUUUUCAGAAAUUUCGGUUGUUUUCUGUGCGAAACAGAGUUCGACGAAUUGGAAAACGUUAUCGGGAUAAAAAGGAUAAGAUGGUUUGAUUCGAAUGAACGUUCACGAGGUUUAAUAACCCGACGAUCGACAUAGUAGCGAUUCUUACUUGGUUAGGUUGAUUGUCUAAGUAUAUAGACAUACCUAUGAUAGCAGAACAAAGUUCCACGUGUUCCUCUCGGUGGUUCACGUUAAAACGUGACGUUGGAUUAACCUUGUAAACAUCACGUUAAAUGUGUUAUUCCAAUCUAUAAUGGCGUCAAGUGAUUUUGAUGUGGAGCUCUUCGAACGAAGACUUCACACAUUGAAAGAUUCGCAGGAGUCAAUACAAGGACUUUCUGCUUGGUGUUUGGAGAGGAGACAGCACCAUAAGAAGAUUGUUGCUACCUGGUUGCAAGUUCUUAAGAAGGUAAAAGUUGAGCACCGUCUUACACUUUUUUAUCUGGCAAAUGAUGUUAUACAAUACUCCAAGAGAAAAAAUUUUGAAUUUGUGGAAUCCUGGGGCACAACUCUGCAACGAGCAACGACCAUGGUUAGAGAUGAGAAAGUGAAACAUCGUAUAUUAAGGAUUUUUAAAAUUUGGGAUCAGAGACAAGUAUAUGAUGAAGAAUUCUUGGCAGACCUAUCCGGAUUAAUUUCAGCAGCUCCAAAAAAGAAAUUAGAACCCCAGCCAACAGUUCCUCCAGAAGAAUUUCAAGCUGCUUUACUCAUUUCUACUAUGAGAUCAUGUGCUACACUAGAACAAGCAACUGAUGCUCGAUUAAGAGAUUUACGUGACAGCAAUAUAGAUAUAGAGAAUGCAGAAGAAUUAUGUGCUUCUUUGAAAGAUAGGAGAAGGGUUGAAGAUGCAGAAAAGGAAGUGGAUUUGGCAGUUAGAAAUGUUGAAAAUUAUGUACGUGCAUUGGAGGCAGAAAUUAGAGAAAGAACUCAAGUACUUGAGCUGUUAGAACAGGCUGAUCAAUUUUAUGAAACUCAAAGAGGUGAAGUGAAAAUAGUUACUAAUGCAUACAGAAAUUUUGGUAGUCGUGUAAAAAAUUUGAAGAAAAAAUUGGACGAGCUUUUACCAACAUUAGUUUCACCAAUUCCAUCACCAGACAUAAAUGCUCCAUCUCCAAGUCCUGAUAGUGAUAUAGAACUUCCAGGAGAAGAAAAUCAAUCUCAAAAUCAGUUAGGAGUUAUAGAUGUAGCACCACCAUCUAUGUAUGGUUCAUAUUCUCAUGAGUAUGAUCCAGUACCUGUACCAGCUCCAGAAAUGGGCCAAGGAAAUGAUUCUGGUGAUUUUACUAAUAAUUUUUCAUCUUUUAUGGGAGGAAAUGUGGAUUUUGGUAAUAUGCGAAACAUAUUUAAUGAAAGAUCGUUAACGCCUACUGGAAUGUCACAGCAGUAUAACGAAUCAUUGGAGGCUAAACCAAUAGAAGUAAUCAACAUGAGGCCCUCCAAAAAUGAAAGUAAUAGUGCAGAUUUUAAUAUCUCUAGUUUUUUAAAGACUGUUCUUCCUUCCUCUGAUGGAUCUCAAGAUCCUGGUGGUAUUCCUGGUCUUGGUUUAGAUAUUCCAGAAUCGCGAGUAGAAUCUCCACAGCGUUCAAAUUAUAGGCACUCGCCUAUACUAGGGCAGCAUUCAGUAACCCCUGUGAUCUCAAGAAUUAUGGGAAAUCAAAACACAUCUAUUGGUGUGAAUAAUUGCCCUAUAACCCACAGUACUCCAUUACCUGUUCGAAACUUAUCCGGCGAGUCGCAUACUCCUUCACCGUAUUCCAGUCAAAACAGCCAGAGUAACAUUACUGUACCUUUCGAUGGCCCGACUAAUAAUAAUACUGUUAAUCCUUUACCACCUCCACCAUUACCUCCACCAAUUUUUCUCGACGAUGAAAACUGUUAUAAUAAGUUACCACCUAAGUUUCCAACGUGGACACCUACGAGUGAAACUAUGAAAGAACCAGCCAAAUGGGAGGAAAAGGGUUCCGUAAUAUUUCCAGGAAAAAAUAGCAUGAAUCCAACUUGGCCUGGUGAAUGUGACGAAAAAUCAAAAACCUGGAUAGAUGGUGAUAUGGAUAGAUGGGAUCCUAGUAACGAAACUACGUGGACUAAUACUGUUAGAGGGAAAAAUGAAAUUUUAUCUGAAACACCAGAGUCACCACCCAUGUAUGAGAAAGCUGGAUUUACAGAUCCAGUUGAAUAUGAUGACUCUCAACCACAAGAAUCUCUUUUAAGUACUGCUGGAGAUGUGGAUCAUAGAGUAAUACCUAUUCCGAUAACGGUAGAGAAUCAAUUACCAUAUCGUUUGAUGAAAGCAGCGGAUGUUGAUCAUCGAAACUUGAUUAGUUUAACAGGAAGUCCGGCAAAUCAUAAUGUCAACGACAAUUCUAUGAAUGCGUUAGCUAACAGUAACAACUUGUGGUCCACAGGCGAUCAAGAUUAUCGGCAACACAUGCAACCAGGCGAUAUUGUGGAAAGCGUCGACAUGGAAAUGUCGGACGACGAGACUGACAGUAAGCCAAAGGGAAGGGUUUUAGUUGACGUUCGAUCACAAGACAGGGAUAUGAGAGUCGGUAAUCAAUCAGCGACUUCACAGCACAUGGACAUGGACAUGCGAAUGAUUCCGCUUCCCGCGGGUCAAAUGCCAGGAUCUCACGGACAAAUAAUGCAAGACGUGCACAUGAUGCAUUCAGGGCCUCUUCCGCCCCCACCUCCGCCACCCCAGUUUCAUCCAGGCCAACCAUCAUUUCAUCAAGAUCAAACAGACUUUCGACAUAAUCCCGCGGAAUUUCAUCCAGCUCAAUCAAAUUUUCAUCAAAACAGGCCACCGCCAAAUUUCAUCCAAAACCAGCAAGAUUUUCCACAAGAAUUUCAUCAAAUGCACCAAACUCAGUCGGAAUUUUCAAAGCAAGAGUUUGAGUAUCGUGAAAAUCACGCGUUACGACCUAAUCAGGAGUUCCUUGGUGACCCACAAAUGCGUGGCAGGUACUCCCAAUCAACGGAGCAUCAGCACAGAGAUAUCGGUUUUCAUCGGAACGACCGAGGAGGUCGAGGUGGUCGUGGUUUUCCAAGGAACCGACGAGACAGAUACUCGGAUGAUCACAAACAAAGGAACCUUCAAAACAGUCGCAAAUCUCGAUCGCAAGAGCAACAUCAAAGGUCGUCCCCAGAAAUUUUACCAAACAGUCGCCCUUUACUGGUACCAGCACCAGACACUGUUGUCAUUCUCGACGAAGAUGGCAUGCCCAUAGGACUGUCCAACGAAAACAAAGCGCCAACGAAUGCAGAGCAUCUUCCAGACACCGAACAAGAAGAAAACUGUCAAGAUCGUAGAUUACCACACGGCACACCAAACUCACGGAGCCUCGACCAGCAAUCUGUAUACUCAAGUGGUUCGAAUCUUCAGGAACACGAGUCUGAAACUCCAAUUAUGGAGCCAGAUGAACAACAAGCAAUGAAUCAAGUGACUGUUGUACCCGUGAUAACGGAGCCUAAAGACUCGCAGCACAAUCAAUAUGUUCCUGUCUCAGAAUAUGAAGAACACAUCGAACCAGAAGCUGUAAUCUCAGAAAAGACCUGUGACAGUAGCGAAUCUAUUGAAAAUACGGGUCAAGAAAUGAAUCUGCCUGAGCAGUCGCAACAGCAACAUAUACCAGAUCAAGUGGACGAUCUUGGAAAUUCAACACCAAGCAACGAAUUGAAGAGACCGUCGACGAAUGGAAGCUUCGACGAGAACGAUGUUAGCUGUAGUAAAAAGAGGAUCGUGUCGAACGGACCGCAAACACCGACAGAGUCCGACGCCGGUUUGAACGGGCCGAUACCACAGGUCUCGGCGGAGUCACAUCAAGGGAUGUACGAUUUCGACGGUCCCGUUGGGCCGAACUUCCGACCGCGUCUCGGUGGUCCGGUUCCAUUUCCUCCUUGGAGGGGUGGUCCACCCCGGGGUCGGGGUUUCAGGGGUGGUCCAAGAGCUCCUUGGUUGGAGAGGGGACCUCGUGGACCUGUGAUCGGUAACUUCAUGCCGAGGGGACUGAAACGCGGUGGACAAUUUAGGGGUAACGGCUUCAGAGGUCGGGGACGUGGUAACAAUUGGUAGAAAGUGCAUGAAUUCUCUCUAUUAAGAAGGAUAAAAAGGAAAACAAGAAGGAAAGAAACUUUCGCUGCAGUUUUUGCCAAGGAAGGAAUAUACACUGUUUUUGAAAAAUAAGAAAGAACGAUCGUUUUUUUGUAUUCUGUACAUACGUAUUAAUUACUGCGUGAAAAAAAGAAACCCACUGUGGAAUCGUCACAUAGGGAGAUCAUUGUGUGCAUCUCUGGACGUAUAGACGGGGGAAUGGGGUUAAGAGUUGCUGUGAUCCCAGACGAGGUGAUUUCCCUUGUCGGAGAUUCACACUUCUUUGUGCGAUUGAUUCGCCUAUAUACAUAUAUAAAUAAAACUACAUAGAUAAUAUAGAUAUAAAGGAUGUACACGUACAUAUAAACGCAUUCUCUCUCUAUCUCUUUUUCUUGCUCCGUCUCUACAUGCUCUUUGAAGAAACUUGAUUCGAUUUUCAGAUACAUGUACACGCGUUUAUUACAAAGUACUAGAUGUAUUGUCGAAGCGGGACCAUCAACGUUACAUUGAUACAACUUUGUCGUUAGCACUUCCAAUCAGUGCUGUUACAAAUAUUGAUGGAACAAGGGACAUUAUACAAUGGUGUGCGUAUCGUCGACGGUUGUCGCUUCGGUAAUGAUCGAUAUUUUACCUCCUAGGAUUUUAUGUAAGACAAAAGAAACUUCUGUUUUACGUACAUAUGUGUUAUUACAAGUACAAGCAAGGUGAAAAAAGAAAGAAUAUUUAUAUGUCAGGUGGGUUGACCUGUAAAAAUGAUUUUGCUUUGGCGUUGAUACUUUUAGCCUUUAAAGGUGAAUGUUACGUGUCGAAACGAGAAAAGCAAAAAACGAAGAAAAGGAGAGCAGCUCUAGGCCUUUAGAAUUCGUUUCACGGAUCGCUUCUCUUUAUUCACUUGCCUAUUAACCAGAAAUAAAACGCUAAUUGCCUGUUUUUCUCCGCCUGUCCACAUUUCUAAUCGUUUCAUCGAGGCUCGUUUAUAAACAGGCAUGUCAAAUGAAUCUUCAAAGUGUAUUAAUAAAAAUGCAAUGUUUAUGUUCUGGUCCACUUCGUACAUUUCCCCCACUUUUUUCACGAGUAAUAUACAUAAUACAUAAUAACAUGUGUUCAUUUCGUUUUUUUUUGCGAGGAGAGCUCGAAUCUGAAUGAAAGAAAAAACGGAAACGAAUGUUAUAUUGUCAAGACGAAAGCGCGAAGUACGUUAGAUAUAAGAGCAGGUCGUUAUUGAAUAUAUUACAAUCCAAUAUCUCACAAUCAUUUUUAUUUUGUUCUUGUUUUUCCUAUUGCGAAGGAACAAAGACCAUUGAACGAAAAAAAAAAGAAAAAAGAAAUGUGACGAAUGAGUUCCGUUGACGAUGAUUCGUUUGCCUGACCAACCCGUUUUCUUUUCAUUUCGUUUCUUCUUUUUUCAUCCACUGCGUUGAAUGUUUUCGAGCGUUUCUCAUCUGCGACAAAAAAGGAAAAUAGAUAAGUCGAUGGAGUUUUUUUUUUACAAAGAAUUGUAAAACUAUUUGUGUAUAUAUAUAUAUACGUAUUUAUAUAUACACAAAUAGUUUUACAAUUCUUUGUAUAUGUAUGUAUAUAUAUGUAUAUAUAUAUACAUACAUCCAUACAUACAUACAUAUACGUAUUUACAUAGAUACACUGUGAUUGUAAAAACAUCAGUAGUUUCUUUAUUAGCUAACUUUAAGUUUCUUUUUAUGUAUCUUGAUUAUUCGUUUUACGAAUCUCAUCGCUCGAUUGUGGAUGUUUACGUAUUUACAUGUUUAUGUAUUUGUGGGAAAUUUAUGGAUGCAAAAGUGUACAAGAUGUGUAAAAAUAUAUAAAAUAUCCAAAGUAAGGUAUUUGUUACAAUAUUUAGUGAAUGAAACAAAUUUAAUUACAAUAUUUAAUGAAUGAAAGAAUUUUGAAUAAUUUACAUAAACAUUUAUAAUCUACUACUCAUCACAAAAAAGAAUUUUUGUGAAAAAUGAUAUUUUGAAACUCGGGUAGCAAGCAAACGAAUCAUUGUCUUGAAUAAAAAUGAAAAAUACAUGUAGAUAUCGGUAGCGAAAUGCACAGGAAUUAAGUGUAGCAAGAUAAAUCCUUGGAAAACUAAUUGACUGUUUAAUAAAACAUUGCAAUUUACCGAGGACCUUGCCAGCACUCGACAAACCGUACUCCUGUUUAACGUACAUUGUAUUUUUUUCGUACCUAUUUGUUUAAAGCAUUCCGUGAUAAAGAAGAAAGAGAAAUGUUUUAUUUUCUCUACUUAUAAUGGAAGAUAGUAGAGGAACUAAAGCGCGGCUAUCCAUUGCUUUCUUUUAAAGAUCCGUAAGUUCGAUCGCGACAUUGUGAUUUUAUGUAGAUCCAUAGUUCUUUCACUCUUUCCUCUGUUUGAUCAAUUUUUUCUUUUAUUUUCUAUUAUCCUUAUUUUAAUUAAUUUACAUAUAUUAAUCAUUUUUGUUUUAUCUUUUUUUUUAACAGACCCAAGGUACUUACAGACUUAUAGAUCAUUUUAUUUCAUGUCUUUAGAAACAAUCUCCUUUUCCUUCUAUUUUUCACUUUUUAUUUUAGAAACUCACAGACGAAGGUAUAUGAAUUAUUAUUUACAAAAAUUACAAAAAUUACAAGAUUACAAAAAUUUAUCUUUUUUUAUUACGACUCGUGAAGUUUAUAUUAUUGGACUAUCUGAAAUUUCUAUGGAUCUACCUCGAUUCGCCUACUAUCACAGAAAAUCGAUUUUUGGUUCUUCCUUACGUUAUCUGUAUUUUAUAAUUCAUGUGGCCUAAGAGAUAACUUACUCUUUUUCUGUUCAAACAUUUUUACUUAUUCUAACAUAUCGAAAUUUUUAAACUUUUAAAUAAUUUUCAAUAUACUUUAAAACGCUAUCAACAACCAUUUCAUCGAUUAUGAUGUUGCAAAUGAUAUAUGAAAAGCAAGUUCAUUGAUAUGUUACGAUAAAAAUGUUCUAUUUGGUAAAUAUAUACUUAGACUUAUUAGUCAAUGCGUGGAUUUAUGUAAGGUUUUAACAAAAUUAUUAAUUAAGUAUGAAAAUGUCUUCUUGGUAAAUGUAUUCCUACCUUAAAUAAUGCACGUGUAUGAUUAUGAUCUAUUAGUAAAAACUUAAAUUUCAUUGUUUGCGAAUACAUUUACUUAUAAAAUUGAUACAUGCACAAAUCGAUUAGAUGUAUAAAUUUAUUAUAACGAAUAGAUUUAAUUUCUCAUAUCGUGGAAAAUCUUCAUUAUCUCAAUUCGAUCGUUACGUUACUGGUUCUAUUGUUUCUUUUUACAAGUGCUUUAAAGGCCGAACGCUGGUGAAUUUCAAAGAAUGUGGUGGGAUGUGUAUCGAUUUGUAUAUACCAGCGCGUGAUAGAUACGAAUAUAUAAUACUUGUAACACGAGCACGUACAAUGGCCUGAACCGAAUGUAUAAAAUACAUAUUGUACAGUU
This is a messenger RNA of Bombus pascuorum, 7837 nucleotides long. RefSeq lists its product as uncharacterized. Gene Ontology annotation, molecular function: RNA polymerase II complex binding. Gene Ontology annotation, biological process: mRNA 3'-end processing. The record is from RefSeq and is a predicted model, not a curated record. Gene Ontology annotation, cellular component: RNA polymerase II, holoenzyme. The transcript has 8 exons. The coding region runs from base 572 to 4390 and encodes 1272 amino acids. NCBI's taxonomy places the organism in Eukaryota, Metazoa, Arthropoda, Insecta, Hymenoptera, Apidae.